Sipha flava (yellow sugarcane aphid) is the source of this 496-nucleotide messenger RNA. RefSeq names its product protein FAM136A-like. The transcript is spliced from 4 exons. Gene Ontology annotation, cellular component: cytoplasm. NCBI's taxonomy places the organism in Eukaryota, Metazoa, Arthropoda, Insecta, Hemiptera, Aphididae. The annotation marks the transcript as partial. The record is from RefSeq and is a predicted model, not a curated record.
GUGAUAGUCGACGGAACAGCACAUUGCCGGUAUACUUAUCGAUGGCGAACAGUAAACUAGCUCAACCCUUGUAACCGACGAACAGCACAAACAUCUAAGGAUUUUCGAGUGACAUUUCAUAUCAACUCACCGCUACUCUAUAUAUAAGUCGUUCGACACACGAUUUUCGAUUUCUGCUAUAAUAAUGGAAGAAGAACAAAGGCGUAUGCAGAGUGCAGUUUUUGAUGUUUUGAAUGAUAUUGAUAGAAAAUGUUUAAGAACAUUACAAAUCCAGAUGCACGAGUGUGCAAUUGAAUGUUGUAAGGACACUUCAAAAAGCAUUGAAUCAUUGGAAGUAUGUAAUGAAAAUUGCUCAAAAGAAGUCAUGUCUGCCCGCAACUAUGUUCAAAAUGAAUUCAACAAUUGGCAGAAAAGAAUACAACGUUGUAUACAAGAUUGCAGUGAUACUGCUAGUGAUAGAAUGUCCAGCUUGACUAAUCAUUCUAAUGAAAAUGAG